AUGGAGUCGUGGAAGAUUAGCAUCUUUAAGAGACAACCAUCACCGUGUCCUCCAAGCUAUCGAAGAUCUUUUUCAGAACCUGCUUAUGCACACUCAGAGAUAGGAACAAGCUUAAAGAGUUAUACAUGGCGUGGUCCAGUGAAAAGCAAGAGGAAGAAAAAUGAACAGGCUGUUUCCAGUCUAGGAAAGCCACUGGGUGCUUAUCGGUGGCAAACACACCCCAGCUUAAGGUUGAAAGGGGGCAAAAGGGAGCAAUUGGAAAAUAAUAAAGGAGACUUGGAUGAACCACAACAACAAGCGGUCCUGCCAAAGAUGGUUGGGGAUAAUAUUUCUUCCUCUGGCAACGAAGUCCUUGGAACAUCAAUGGAGAAGCAGAACCUGGUAAACACUCGGUCACUUCGGGUUCCAUUCAGCAGAUCUCUUUCAGAGCCAGAACCCCGCUCCAGUGUCAGAUUUGUUAGACGGUGGCCGACUUCAGUGGGGUCAGUGGAGUCUGAGCAGCAGGGAUAUUUCAUCCGUGGCAUUUUCUCUACUCUUUCCAAUGGCUUCUCCAGGAUGCUGAGUCUAAAAGGAGAGUCAACCAAUGAGCCAGUAAGAGAAGAUGUGAAAGGGCCACCUACCCACCGUCUGUCUUGUGGCCAGUCACCCUACACCGACACGACAACAUGGGAGCGGAAGUACUGCAUCCUCACAGACAGCCAGCUGGUGUUGCUCAACAAGGAGAAGGAGAUGCCUGUGGAGGGAGGACAAGAGCAGCAGACGGAUUCCACCAAAGGGCGAUGCCUGCGGAGAACCGUCAGUGUUCCUUCCGAGGGUCAGUUUCCUGAAUACCCACCAGAGGGCGCCGCUAAACUGGAGGUGCCAGCAGAAAGGUCCCCACGCAGACGGAGUAUCUCAGGGACCACUACAUCUGAGAAACCCAACUCUAUGGAUACUGCGAAUACCUCACCCUUCAAAGUACCAGGGUUCUUCAGCAAGCGCCUGAAAGGCUCCAUCAAGAGGACCAAAAGCCAGUCAAAGCUUGACCGAAACACGAGCUUCCGGCUUCCCUCUCUGCGCAAUACCGAUGACAGGUCUCGUGGGCUGCCUAAACUAAAAGAGUCCCGUUCUCAUGAAUCUUUGCUGAGCCCAUGCAGUGCUGUGGAAUGUCUGGAUCUCGGUAGAGGGGAGCCUGUAUCGGUAAAGCCACUCCAUAGCAGCAUCCUUGGACAAGACUUCUGCUUUGAGGUUACCUACUUAAGUGGAAGUAAAUGCUUCAGUUGUAACUCUGCUUCAGAGAGAGAUAAGUGGAUGGAAAACCUCCGCAGGACAGUUCAACCAAAUAAGGACAAUUGUAGACGGGCCGAAAAUGUUCUCCGUUUAUGGAUUAUUGAAGCCAAGGACCUUGCCCCCAAGAAGAAAUACUUCUGUGAGCUGUGCCUUGAUGAUACCCUCUUUGCUCGUACAACCAGCAAGACCAAAGCAGACAAUAUUUUCUGGGGUGAACACUUUGAGUUCUACAGCCUUCCACCUCUUCAUAGCAUCACAGUCCACAUUUAUAAAGAUGUGGAAAAAAAGAAGAAAAAAGACAAGAAUAAUUAUGUAGGGCUAGUCAACAUCCCCACUGCCAGUGUGACUGGUCGCCAGUUUGUAGAAAAGUGGUACCCAGUGAGUACACCUACACCCAACAAAGGAAAGACAGGAGGACCUUCUAUUCGGAUUAAAUCACGUUUCCAAACCAUCACCAUUCUGCCUAUGGAGCAAUACAAAGAGUUUGCAGAAUUUGUCACCAGCAACUACACCAUGUUAUGUUCUGUUCUUGAACCAGUAAUCAGUGUGAGAAAUAAAGAAGAACUAGCCUGUGCCUUGGUGCACAUUCUUCAAAGCACUGGAAGAGCCAAGGAUUUUCUGACGGACUUGGUGAUGUCUGAGGUGGAUCGUUGUGGAGAACAUGAUGUUUUGAUCUUCAGAGAGAACACCAUUGCCACCAAAUCCAUUGAGGAAUACCUCAAGUUGGUGGGACAACAGUAUCUUCACGAUGCACUGGGGGAGUUCAUCAAAGCUUUGUAUGAGUCAGAUGAAAACUGUGAAGUGGAUCCCAGCAAAUGUUCAUCCAGUGAACUUCUGGACCAUCAGAGCAACCUGAAAAUGUGCUGUGAGCUGGCUUUCUGCAAGAUCAUCAACUCUUACUGUGUUUUUCCUCGUGAGCUGAAAGAAGUGUUUGCAUCCUGGAAGCAGCAGUGCCUGAACCGUGGCAAGCAGGACAUCAGCGAGCGGCUCAUCAGCGCCUCGUUGUUUCUCCGCUUUCUGUGCCCGGCCAUCAUGUCUCCCAGUCUCUUCAGCCUCAUGCAGGAGUAUCCUGAUGACCGCACAUCUCGGACUCUGACUCUCAUUGCCAAGGUCAUCCAGAACCUGGCCAACUUUGCCAAAUUUGGUAACAAAGAGGAAUACAUGGCAUUCAUGAAUGAUUUUUUAGAGCAUGAAUGGGGCGGAAUGAAGCGCUUUCUUUUGGAGAUCUCUAAUCCAGACACCAUCUCAAACACACCAGGCUUUGAUGGUUACAUUGAUUUGGGCCGAGAGCUUUCAGUUUUGCAUUCCUUACUGUGGGAAGUAGUUUCCCAACUUGAUAAGGGUGAAAAUUCCUUCCUACAGGCGACCGUGGCAAAAUUGGGACCUCUCCCUCGUGUUCUUGCUGAUAUUACCAAAUCUCUGACUAAUCCUACACCAAUACAACAGCAACUGAGACGCUUCACUGAGCAUAACUCCAGUCCAAAUGUCAGUGGAAGCCUCUCCUCUGGGCUGCAGAAAAUAUUUGAAGACCCUACUGACAGUGAUUUGCACAAACUAAAAUCCCCAAGCCAGGACAACACAGACAGUUACUUCAGAGGAAAGACGUUAUUGCUGGUCCAGCAAGCCUCCUCCCAGAGCAUGACUUACUCGGAAAAGGAUGAAAAGGAAAGUAGCCUCCCCAAUGGCCGCAGCAUCUCCCUCAUGGACCUUCAGGAGACGCACGCCGCCCAAGCGGAGCACGCGUCUGUGAUGCUCGACAUGCCCAUGCGCUUGACCGGAAGCCAGCUCUCCAUAACUCAGGUGGCCAGCAUCAAGCAACUGCGGGAGACUCAGAGCACCCCGCAGAGUGCACCCCAAGUGCGAAGGCCCCUGCACCCAGCCUUGAACCAGCCAGGCAGCCUCCAGCCCCUGUCCUUCCAGAACCCUGUCUAUCACCUCAGUAACCCCAUUCCUGCAAUGCCAAAGGCCUCUGUGGACUCCAGUUUGGAGAACCUAAGCACUGCCAGUUCCAGGAGCCAAAGUAACAGUGAAGACUUCAAACUCAGCGGACCCAGCAACAGCAGCAUGGAGGACUUCACCAAACGGAGCACGCAGAGUGAGGACUUCUCCAGGCGCCACACCAUGCCCGACAGACACAUACCUCUCGCCCUGCCACGGCAGAACAGCACGGGGCAGACCCAGCUCCGGAAGAUGGACCCGGCGGGGCUGGGCGCCCGAGCCAAAGCCCCGCCGUCCCUGCCGCACAGCGCCUCCCUGCGGAGCACCGGGAGCAUGUCGGUGGCAUCGGCGGCUCUGGUGGCCGAGCCCCUGCAGAACGGGAGCCGGUCCCGACAGCAGUCCUCUUCCUCCAGAGAGAGCCCGGUGCCCAAAGUGAGAGCCAUCCAGAGGCAGCAGACCCAGCAGGUUCAGUCACCUGUGGACUCUGCCACAAUGUCCCCAGUCGAGAGGACAGCUGCCUGGGUUCUAAACAAUGGGCAGUAUGAAGAGGACGUGGAAGAAACUGAGCAAAAUCAGGAUGAAGCCAAGCAUGCUGAGAAGUACGAACAGGAAAUCACCAAACUGAAGGAGCGCCUGCGAGUGUCCAGCCGGCGACUCGAGGAGUAUGAGCGCCGAUUGCUAGUGCAGGAGCAGCAGAUGCAGAAACUGCUGCUGGAGUACAAGGCCCGGCUGGAGGACAGCGAGGAGCGGCUGCGCAGGCAGCAGGAGGAGAAGGACAGCCAGAUGAAGAGCAUCAUCAGCAGGCUAAUGGCUGUGGAAGAGGAACUGAAGAAGGAUCAUGCUGAGAUGCAGGCAGUUAUUGAUGCAAAGCAAAAAAUAAUCGACGCACAGGAAAAACGGAUCGUGUCGCUGGAUUCGGCCAACACCAGACUGAUGAGCGCGCUGACCCAGGUGAAGGAACGGUACAGCAUGCAGGUCCGAAAUGGCAUCUCCCCCACCAACCCCACCAAGCUUUCCAUCACGGAGAAUGGUGAAUUCAAAAACAGCAGCUGCUGA
Molecule: messenger RNA, 4263 nt
Organism: Rangifer tarandus platyrhynchus (Svalbard reindeer)
Lineage: Eukaryota; Metazoa; Chordata; Mammalia; Artiodactyla; Cervidae
Source: the annotation of a GenBank genome assembly